This is a messenger RNA of Dovyalis caffra, 2913 nucleotides long. The record is from the annotation of a GenBank genome assembly. Lineage: Eukaryota; Viridiplantae; Streptophyta; Magnoliopsida; Malpighiales; Salicaceae.
AUGAUGCUUCAAAUCACACUCUCAUCUCCAUUUCUCCUCUCUUCUUGCUCAUCAGCUCACAGACUCAAUCCUCUUCUCUUCUCUAAACGACGGCGUUGCCCCAUCAAGCUUUCUCACUUCCGUUUCAAUCUUCUGUCCAAAACCAGAUUCUUUAAAGUUGCUGCGGCUGCAACAGAAAAUGGUGUAUUUACUUCUCCAGAAAUCGCAAAGUCAUUUGAUUUCUCUUCAGAAGAACGAAUUUACAAUUGGUGGGAAUCUCAAGGAUUUUUUAAGCCAACUUUUGACCGGGGGAGUGAUCCUUUUGUGGUAUCAAUGCCACCUCCAAAUGUUACUGGUUCAUUGCACAUGGGGCAUGCAAUGUUUGUGACUCUUGAGGAUAUCAUGGUUAGAUACAAUCGUAUGAAAGGAAGACCAACACUGUGGCUUCCUGGUACUGAUCAUGCUGGUAUUGCAACUCAGUUGGUUGUAGAAAAAAUGCUUGCAUCUGAAGGAAUUAAAAGGACUGAUCUGAGCAGAGAUGAGUUCACAAAACGAGUUUGGGAGUGGAAGGAGAAAUAUGGUGGAAGUAUUACAAAUCAGAUUAAGAGACUUGGUGCUUCAUGUGAUUGGACUAGAGAACAUUUCACUCUUGAUGAGCAGCUAAGUCAAGCUGUGAUUGAGGCUUUUAUCAGGCUUCACGAGAAAGGCCUAAUCUAUCAAGGCUCGUACUUGGUUAACUGGUCUCCUAAUCUACAGACUGCGGUUUCAGACUUGGAAGUAGAAUAUUCUGAAGAACCUGGCACUUUAUAUCACAUCAAGUACCGAGUUGCUGGACAGAGUGACUUCUUGACGGUAGCAACAACACGGCCAGAGACUUUAUUUGGUGAUGUAGCUAUUGCUGUAAAUCCCAAGGAUGACCGCUAUUCUAAGUUUAUUGGAAAGAUGGCAAUUGUACCCAUGACAUAUGGCCGCCACGUACCUAUUAUCGCUGACAGGCAUGUUGAUAAAGACUUUGGCACUGGUGUGUUGAAGAUAAGCCCAGGACAUGAUCAUAAUGAUUACUAUCUUGCUAGAAAGCUGGGUCUCCCUAUACUUAAUGUGAUGAAUAAGGAUGGGACCCUUAAUGACGUUGCUGGAUUGUACUGUGGUCUUGAUCGAUUCGAGGCACGAAAAAAACUGUGGUCAGAACUUGAGGAGACAGGAUUAGCUGUGAAAAAGGAGCCAUACACCUUACGGGUUCCCAGAUCCCAGCGUGGUGGAGAAAUAAUUGAGCCAUUGGUAAGCAAGCAGUGGUUUGUUACCAUGGAGCCCUUGGCUGAGAAGGCCCUUCGUGCUGUUGAAAAAGGAGAAUUAACCAUAAUGCCUGAAAGAUUUGACAAGAUUUAUAAUCAUUGGCUGUCAAACAUCAAGGAUUGGUGUAUAAGCAGACAACUAUGGUGGGGACACCGCAUACCUGUAUGGUACAUUGUAGGUAAAGACUGCGAAGAAGAUUACAUAGUUGCAAGGAAUGCUGAUGAAGCUCUUGAGAAAGCUUGUGAAAAGUAUGGGAAAAAUGUAAAAAUUUAUCAAGAUCCUGAUGUUUUGGAUACUUGGUUUUCAAGCGCUCUGUGGCCGUUCAGUACUCUUGGUUGGCCAGAUGUUUCAGCAGAGGAUUUUAAGAAGUUCUAUCCAACAACAAUGCUUGAAACUGGUGAGCAUGAAGAGAUGAGGAUUGCAUGGCUUGGGAGCAGGAGAGAGUUGGAAAUCGCAUCUUUCAUCACUGGAUUAGUCACAAUUCUCACCCCUUCUAUUCUUGGUUGUGGCAUUGCUGCUACGAUUCAGCAUGAUAUUUUGUUCUUUUGGGUGGCGAGGAUGGUCAUGAUGGGAAUUGAGUUUACUGGGACCGUUCCAUUUUCAUAUGUUUAUCUUCACGGGCUUAUCCGGGACUCACAGGGACGGAAAAUGUCUAAAACACUCGGUAAUGUAAUAGAUCCCCUUGAUACAAUCAAAGAGUUUGGCACUGAUGCUCUACGAUUCACUAUUUCUCUAGGAACUGCUGGCCAGGACCUUAAUUUGUCUACUGAGAGGUUGACUGCUAACAAGGCCUUCACCAACAAACUAUGGAAUGCGGGCAAGUUUGUGCUACAGAAUUUGCCUAGUCAAACUGAUGUAUCUGCUUGGGAAGCUAUAAUGGAUUAUAAGCUGUUGCAAUGGUUUAAUAAUUCCUUCACUUUGGUCAGGUAUAUUGAAGCCAGUAAAGCUCGCCUUUACCAGUCUGGAACUGGUUCAGCUUCUUCAGUGGCACAGGCAGCACUCCCUGAACGGAAAGAAGCACUUAUAGUAUCUCCUUGGCCCCCGACUUCACUUCCACAGUUUCCUAACUCCAUAAAAAAAUUUGAAAAUUUCAAAGCUUUGACUAGAGCAAUCCGCAAUGCUCGAGCAGAAUACUCAGUUGAGCCAGCCAAGCGUAUAUCUGCAUCUAUAGUUGCAAGUGAGGAAGUCAUCCAAUAUAUAUCUGUAAGUGCACUCCAUUUCCUUAAUCUGUCUUGUAGAAAAGGUAAUAUGGUCGGCAUUCAUCUUACUAUUUCUUCACAUGCUGUUUAUACAUGCGUCAUUGCUACAUCAUUCUUCCAUUGCAAUCUACAGAUGUUUAGUCUAGGGGAUGCAAACCAAUCAGUACAUCUGGUUGCGAGUGAGGGACUAGAAGCCUAUCUUCCUCUUGCAGAUAUGGUCGAUAUAUCUGCCGAAGUAGAACGCCUUUCAAAGCGCCUCUCUAAGAUGCAAGUGGAGUAUGAUGGACUUGUUGCUCGUCUCGGUUCCCGAAAAUUUGUAGAGAAAGCUCCUGAGGAUAUUGUCCGUGGGGUUCGAGAAAAGGCUGCAGAAGCAGAGGAGAAGAUAAACCUCACAAAGAACCGGUUGGCUUUCCUGAAAUCCUCUGUUAUGGUGUCACAAUAG